Hyposmocoma kahamanoa is the source of this 1872-nucleotide messenger RNA. It is a transcript of the gene blw, whose product is annotated as ATP synthase subunit alpha, mitochondrial. The coding region runs from base 74 to 1735 and encodes 553 amino acids. The transcript has 10 exons. Gene Ontology annotation, molecular function: ADP binding; proton-transporting ATP synthase activity, rotational mechanism; ATP binding. Gene Ontology annotation, biological process: proton transmembrane transport; proton motive force-driven ATP synthesis. The record is from RefSeq and is a predicted model, not a curated record. NCBI's taxonomy places the organism in Eukaryota, Metazoa, Arthropoda, Insecta, Lepidoptera, Cosmopterigidae.
GGUUCGACCGCCGACGAAACACGAGCGGAGAAGUACACGAGCCGUGCCACAGAAAUUAAUAAAUUUGUGAAAAAUGUCGCUGAUCUCCGCUCGUUUGGCCUCUUCUGUGGCCAGGCGUUUACCAAAUGCCGCGACACAGGUGUCGAAGGUCGCGGUGCCCGCGAUGGCGGUUGCCUCGCGCAAGCUGCACAUCUCGGCACCGAACCGGGCUGCCGAAAUAUCCACCAUCCUGGAGGAGAGAAUCCUCGGUUCCGCACCCAAGGCUGACUUGGAGGAGACUGGCCGCGUGCUAAGUAUUGGUGACGGUAUUGCCCGUGUCUAUGGUCUGAAGAACAUCCAGGCUGAGGAGAUGGUGGAAUUCUCCUCUGGUCUCAAGGGUAUGGCCCUCAACUUGGAGCCUGACAACGUAGGUGUGGUAGUAUUUGGUAAUGACAAGCUCAUCAAGGAAGGAGACAUUGUCAAGCGUACUGGUGCCAUCGUAGAUGUGCCUGUGGGUGAAGAGAUCUUGGGCCGCGUCGUUGACGCUCUGGGCAACGCCAUUGACGGCAAGGGACCGAUCAACACCAAGACCCGUAUGCGAGUCGGUAUCAAAGCCCCGGGUAUCAUCCCCCGUGUAUCUGUGCGCGAGCCAAUGCAGACUGGUAUCAAGGCCGUGGACUCCCUGGUACCUAUCGGUCGUGGUCAACGUGAGCUGAUCAUCGGCGAUCGUCAGACCGGCAAGACUGCGCUGGCCAUCGAUACUAUCAUCAACCAGCAACGGUUCAAUCAGGGCCAGGACGAGAAGAAGAAGCUGUACUGCAUCUACGUCGCUAUCGGACAGAAGAGGUCCACUGUCGCUCAGAUCGUGAAAAGGCUGACUGACGCUGGCGCCAUCGGCUACACCAUCAUUGUGUCCGCGACGGCUUCCGAUGCUGCGCCGCUGCAAUACCUGGCGCCAUAUUCGGGCUGCGCCAUGGGCGAAUUCUUCCGUGACAACGGCAAGCACGCCCUUAUCAUCUACGAUGACUUGUCGAAGCAAGCUGUAGCCUACCGUCAAAUGUCCCUGCUACUGCGUCGUCCCCCGGGUCGCGAGGCGUACCCUGGUGAUGUAUUUUACCUCCACUCCCGUCUGCUUGAGCGUGCCGCCAAGAUGUCCGACAAAAUGGGCGGUGGCUCCCUGACGGCUCUGCCAGUAAUCGAGACGCAGGCCGGUGACGUGUCCGCGUACAUUCCCACCAAUGUAAUUUCCAUCACUGACGGACAGAUCUUCUUGGAGACCGAGUUGUUCUACAAGGGCAUCCGGCCAGCCAUCAACGUCGGUCUCUCUGUGUCGCGUGUAGGAUCCGCUGCCCAGACCAAGGCCAUGAAGCAGGUGGCAGGUUCCAUGAAGCUGGAAUUGGCCCAGUACCGUGAGGUAGCCGCCUUCGCUCAGUUCGGCUCUGAUCUGGACGCUGCUACUCAGCAGCUGCUGAACCGUGGUCAGCGUUUGACUGAGCUGCUGAAGCAAGGACAAUAUGUGCCCAUGGCUAUUGAGGAGCAGGUCGCCAUCAUCUACUGCGGUGUCCGUGGUCACUUGGACAAACUGGACCCCAGCAAGAUCACUUCCUUCGAGAAGGAGUUCACAGCGCACAUCAAGACCAGCCACCAGGGCCUGCUCUCCACCAUCGCAAAGGACGGCCAGAUCACCAAGGAAUCCGAUGAGGCACUGAAGAAGAUCGUCACCGACUUCAUCGCGACCUACUCGGCCUCGUCUUAAAUGACGUUUUUUGACGUUCUAAUUUGACGCAGAACUGUACCAUAUAUAAGUCGAAAAUGCCCCGUUAAUAAUUAUGCAUUCAGAUGCAUGCAAAUAAAGGAUGAUACGAAUUUCCUAAGAGUAAUCAGUAUAAGUAC